CUUCCUCGCCUGCAUGCUCCGUCUUUCUCAUCUUCGUGGGUCGUUCGUCAGAUUCCAUGAUGACUUGCGACAAUUGCGGAUCCAGACAAUUUGUGGUGUUUUCGAAUCACCCACUCAUCGUCGACAAGAUUGGUAUGUCCGCUCCACUAGUGCGCCAAGACGAACCCUUGUCAUCGUAGCUCCGAGCCUCACCUCACGUCGUCGUCUCCGCAUCGACUGCACAACUCGGAAUACCCAUUGAACCCCGAACACAGCUGCCCAACAUGCCGCAGGAUAUGCCGCCCACCGGCGGCUACGGCCCCGUACAAUACAAGCGCAGUCUUCCCGCUCGCGGAUUCCGGCCAGCCGUGUACGUCGUCGGAAUGGGCGCGCUGAUGACAUACGGUUUCUGGAGGGUUGGGCAGGGAAUCAGGGAGCACAACGAACUCGCACGCGAGAAGAUGUGGGCGCGGAUACACCUUAUCCCUGCGCUGCAGGCCGAAGAGGAUCGCGAUCAGGUGCGAAGAUAUCUGGCGGACAGGGCGAGAGAAAAGGAGCUGCUUGGCACAGAGACGAGGGUCUACAACAGCGACAGGUUCGUCCGACCUACCUUCGCUGUCACCCCAGAGCACGAGACAAAGUAGAGCGACAAGUAUUGAAGCCGUAAGACGUUUGAAUUGGAAAUGUACAUAUAAGAGUGGAGGUAAGAUG
Molecule: messenger RNA, 690 nt
Organism: Dothidotthia symphoricarpi CBS 119687
Lineage: Eukaryota; Fungi; Ascomycota; Dothideomycetes; Pleosporales; Dothidotthiaceae
Exons: 3
Coding region: 264-623 (119 amino acids)
Source: RefSeq, a predicted model, not a curated record